AUGACGGAUGAUGAUGGAUUAACAAGAGAUACUCUAACUCACAGCUAUCCUAGAAGAUUAAAAGAUGGUUGGGUUACUGCAGCAAGACAAUUAAUAGAGCAUUCUAGCAUGAAAGAAUACUUAGAUGUAACCAAGAUAGAUGUAAAAGACAUCCCCCAUGGAGCAUACCAGAGACUAGAGGGAGGAGGAGGAGGAGGAGGAGGAGGAGGAGGAGGAGGAGGAGGAGGAGGAGAGGAAGGAGGAGGAGGAGGAGGUGGUGGUGGUGGUGGUGGUGGUCCGUGUUAG
Messenger RNA from Macrobrachium nipponense, 285 nucleotides. RefSeq lists its product as uncharacterized. The transcript has 2 exons. The record is from RefSeq and is a predicted model, not a curated record. NCBI's taxonomy places the organism in Eukaryota, Metazoa, Arthropoda, Malacostraca, Decapoda, Palaemonidae. The coding region runs from base 1 to 285 and encodes 94 amino acids.